Messenger RNA from Rattus norvegicus (Norway rat), 17513 nucleotides. The record is from RefSeq and is a predicted model, not a curated record. NCBI's taxonomy places the organism in Eukaryota, Metazoa, Chordata, Mammalia, Rodentia, Muridae.
CUGGCUGGCAGACAUCAUACCAUAUUCUCUAUAUUCUCUAUUCUGCCCAGCCUUUAAUGUUCAGCAUUUAUUGACAAGGCAGAGAAUAAAAGGUAAGAAUUGUUUAUACAAACUUGAGACAGGAGAUUCUUGGUAUAAGCCUUACUAUGUUGUAUCCAGAUUGAAACAAGAUAGCAGGGAACAAGAAAUUAGCAUUUGAAUAGUAAGGGUAAACUUUACACGAUGUACAAAAUAUUAUGCCUAGGGAAAGAGUCUAAUUACCAAGAAUCAAAUUGUUUCCUUUAAAUUUCAUUUUUGGGGUAUGGAGAGAUGGCUCCAUUGUUAAGAGCACUUAACUACUCUUGCAUAGGACUUGUGUUUAGUUCCUGUCACCCACAUGGCAGUGCAUAACAGUCUGCCUCAGUUCAGAUUUUGACAGCUCUUCUGAUCUCCUUGAGGUCCUGCAUGAACUACAGUAUACUUAUGUACACUAAAGCACACACGCUUAAACAUAAAAUUAAAUAUAUACUUUUAAAUUAAAAAUAAAUCUCAUUGCUGGAUAAUAGCUUGGCCUCUUUCAAAUUUAAUUUAGGUAUGAUAAUAAGCAUUAUUUGAAAUCCCCAAAAAAUUUUAUGUUAAAAACUGAAAAAAUAAUUAAAUUUAGUUACUUGGUCUAUAUUUUUAAAAUUUCUUUAGAAACAUAAUUAUAAUUGCAUUUACUUUUAAAUAAUGUAUAUUGGCAUAUGAGAUCAUUUUGCCAAAUUCUUAAAAUUUAAUGCUUGAGAUCAACAAGCUGAAAUAUUGGACACUUCGAAAAUACAAAUAAUGCUUCACAACAGGCCAGCCAAUUAGACUAUUUCCAAUAAAUACAUAAUCAUGAAAAUUUCAAAGCAAAAAUAUUGUUUUGCAAUGCCUGGUUUUAAAUGUGUAUUUUUUUUAUUAUAACAAAAAUAAGAGUAUUUAAACAUGCAUCUAUGUGACAAUUAGUAUGUUUUAAAGGAAGGGAAAUUAACAAAAAAUAUUGGAGUUCUAAGGGGGUUGGGUAAAAGUGAUGAGAAUUAAAUGCUGACUAAUAGUUCGCUUCUUCCACUGAGCACCAUAUUUACGGUAAUUCUGAUGGCUAAGCUGUUGUUUAAGGGUCCAUGAAGACUGAAGGACCAGAUCCUGCUUAUUUCAAAAUAGGGGGAAAUGUUUUUUAGAGAGAUUUUUGAGUGAGAUCAAGAGAUAGCCUGACAUUUUUUUAAAGUGUUGUUAUAUUAGUGCGUCAGUCCCCACCGUAUAUGGGCAUUUGUUUUUACAUCCCGCGCUUUUUGCCCUUCGCCCUUGGCCAUCUUUUCUUCCUCUCCGGGGGUUGGGGGGAGGUACGUGUUGCAGAGCCGUGGGGGGAAGGGAGAGGCGUCCUGCGGGUUCACCGCUCUCCUAUUGGCCUACGCUGGGAGCCAGAGCGAGGCUCUAGUUGCCAAAGAGGAAGCGAGGGACGGGAGGCGGAGCUUGUGGGAAGGCGGUGCUAAAAAAAGCCUAACGGAAUCCAGACGCCAGUGCAAUUGUGCGCGCCAGGCUGCGACGGCGGCGGCGGCGGUGGCGUCGCCGAAAAGCUGUAGCUCAGCUGGCGAGGUCUUCCCCUCGGGAAGCUCCCUAAUCUGUCGCCUCCGCCGCCGCCUACGCGGUGGCAGCGGCGGCGGCGGCGGCCUUGCUGGUGCCUCCCUCCUCUGCCACCUCCACCCCUGCCUGCUCACUUGCCGGUGCUGUGGAGAAGGCGGCGGCAGCUUUGGCGGCUCCACUAUGGCGGCGGCGGGGAGGGGGGACAGUAGUUUUAAAGUAGACACCUGCCCUUGCCUCAGAGAAGGUGAGUUCCCGUCCCGGGACGCGAAGGUGGCCUGUUCGCCUUCGCCGCCAGUCUGCAGCCGGCCCGAAAUCCGGGCUGGGCGCGGUUCGACACCGCCCCACCCCCCACCUGCUGUGGCGCAGUAAAGGCCAAGCUCGCCCCGCCCCGUCCCGCCCUACUCCGCUGGGCUUGGUCCUGUCCCACCCCACCCUACCCCACCUCACCCCCUCCCUUUUUAGGCCCUAGAGUGUCAGAAGGACUGAAGCUGCAAGGGCAUCCCUAACCUCCCCUUCCCCCAAGGCCCUCAGGCAGAGAAAUGGCAGAUACUCUUAAGGCAGGAGUUUGAAGGGAAAAAAAAUAAACAUCAUUUUUGUCUUAGACGCUUGAGUGUGAAGUAGGAUGCUGAGGUGCUGGGAAUAGGAGGCAGAGCAGAAGUGCUGUGGAUCUCAAGGGCCAGGGGAUGGCAAGCAGGAGCAAAGAGGAGCUAUUAGAAAUUUAACAGGAACCCCCCCCCCCCAUCUCUCGUUGGCGAGAUUCAACAUAUUGCAAUGUAGAAAGCCAGUGAAGAAAGUCGGCAGUGAGAUGGAGUUAGCAAUUUGGGCAGGUUAGCUUGUGUACUUUAGCUUUCAAGUAGAAUUUGUUGGAUGGUAGGGUCAUAGGUUCCUCUCCAGCAAUGAGGCCUGUACUGAACAGAAACAGUGUUUGGCAGAAGCACAGAUUUCAGAAACCAUUUGGAGAAUUUUCUUUGGUAUUUGAGGUUAUGACCUAGCAAAACAGGGUUUAAGGGCCCAUCUUUAACAGUGUUUGGGUUCAAGUAAGUGUUGUCGUAUCUGCCAACACUUACUAUGCCAAACAUGGAGAGCUAUCUCUUGACUGUUUGAAUAGAAGCGACCUUUCACACAGGCUAUUAUGUAUCUGUGAGCAGCCUCCUAUUAGACUGUGAAAUUUGCCAUUGCAAUGUGUUUUAAAGCAGUUUUGGAGAUGUUCUUAAAUGGUUAAGACUGAUUCUGCUGCAGAAGCGCUCAGAUUUAAUAAUUACUGUAAAAUAUUUUCUGGGUUACCUUAUCUUGCUCAUGGGCAUCCGAAGUGAAAGAUUGUGAAUGUAAAAACAGAUAAAGACACUCAUUAAAAUUAACCUCAUAAAAUAAUUUCCAAUUUAUAAAUUAUAUAUCCUUGUGUGCAAUUCUAUAAUAUUUCACGUCUUUCACUUUGGUGGAAUGGCAAAACAAAAAAAAUCCCCCAUAAUAUUUGCAAUGGGCACAUUAUAUUAGUGUCAUCUACUAAAUAUGGAAAUUGGGACUCCACUGUGAUAUGAUCAUGCUUUAUUAACAGUCUAACUGAAGACAAUUUUUGAAAGAGUAAUGUCUUCAAUCAGCCAUGAAUUAUCCCACGGUUUGGAAACUCCUCGGCUUUUAUAUUUUCAAGGGGACUUUGUGGCUGUUUUUUCCCUUUUCCUUUUUCUUUUCUUUCUUUCUUUCUUUUUUUUUUUGUUUCAUAUUGAAACAUGGUCUGUGUACUUCACACUUGCCUCAAACUAGCAGUGAAUUGAUCCUCCAGUCUCCACUUCCUGAAUGCUGGGACUACAGGUUUGUGCCACCACUCCUAGCUUUUAAUUUAUAUAACAAACUUUGUCCAUAGCCAGCAAAUAGGUUAGAGUGGUUUUGUAGGCAUGGAACAAUUUUGGCUCCGGUGAGCAGUUCAUAGUAAAGUUUAGAGACAGUGUUUCAUAGCAAAAUGCCUUUUUGCCUCAUGAUGUAACUUCUUUGGUUACAGUAUUUUUGAAUAUAUGCAAAUAAGAAAAGCACUGUAAGAGAGAGCAUUUCAGGGGCCUGGGUGACUGCACAGUAGGAAAAGGAGACUGUGCCAAGCUUCAGAACUGGAGUUUAUUUCCAGGAGCCCACAUGGUGAAAGGAGAGAACUAACUCCUGCAAGUUGUCCUCUGACACACACACACACACACACACACACACACACACACACACACAGUGGCAAAUGUGGACUCAAACAAAAUGAAGAAAAAAAGAAUUUAAUAAAGUCAAAACAAUAUCUGGAGUCUGGCACAGUAAAUACAGAUUAUGAUGUUCAUAAAACUACUAGACUUUGUGAUCCUGAAUUGGUCCCAAAUUUCUUUGAUUUGGGCUUUCAUGUCUAAGUAAGGGACUUAGAGAAGACAAACUCUGAAAUUAAUUCCUGACGUGAAAAUAUGAUUGAUGAUUUUGAAGUUUAUAUUGUUAUUUCUUUUGGUGGAAUGUGGUGGCUGUAUACAAAAAUAAUAACUCAUAAAUCAUGAGAAACCUUGACGAUAGUUACCACUUCACACUCAUUGAAUAGUGACGUCUGUGUUGAAAUACUGUUGAUAAAUUCUAGAAUAUAAACAAAGAAAUGUAACUGUAAUCUCAGAUUGUCUGCCCUUUCAUUUUAGUUAAAUAUUCUUCAUAAACUCUGCAGUCCAAACUAAAAACACCUUACAUUUUCAUUUAAAAAUGGUAGAUGUUUAACACAUUGUAAUAUUCAAACACUGUUAGUCCUCAGAAUUUUGUUAGAUAUCUAUAAAACACUAUUUUCUAGCAACAAUGUAUAAAAGACAAGGAAAAAGUCUUGCUUAGUUGUGUGCUAAUGCAUUUUUAUUUUUCUAAAUUCUAAUUAAGAUACAGCUCUGAAAUAUGUCAGAGUAUUGUCGGGGUCACCAUUAUUACAAGAUCACUCCUGAUAAAAUCAUUAAAACUGGUUUGAAAAAAAUUUGCUGGCCCAUUUACAAUUUGUAGCCAACCUUCACAAAAACAAGCAAAUGUCAGUAGACAUAAAAAUUGUCAUAUAGGGGAUGUUAAAAUUUUUAAGAAAUUCUACUGGAAUAUUGAACAAUAAACUUAAGCAAAAGAAAUGCUAAGUAAUAGGCAAAAGGACAAACACAUGAAGAAUUCAUGGGUAAGGGGAGCUGAGUGGUGUUUUAGGACAUGCUAUAUUUCAUUAGGUGAAGUUUUUCAAAACUAUUUAUGACAAAGUGAAUUCUGAUCCAGGAGUGACUCUACAUAUAUUUGUAGUUAACCUCCCUUGCAUAUUUGUUUUUCCCUUUUAAAUAUUCGUAAUUUAGAUGGGAAAACAUUAUACAUUUCAAUUUGUUUGUUAAAUGGUUCCUAUGGCAAUUACCUUUCCCAUAGCAAUUACAAACCACUUUCCUUUGUCUCCCUAUUGUUCAGUAAAACUUUGGGUCAUAUGUCAUUAAGUCCUCCAUCAGAAAACCUAGUUAAUGGUCUUUCCUUCAUUUACUAAGUAAUCACUGAAUGCCAGCGUGUGUGAACCAUACUGGCUAGUGCUAAGAACCUACAGAUGAAUUAGAAAUAUCUGUAAUGGGCUUGGGCAGAUGACUCAAUGGUUAAGGGCACUUACUGUUCUUCCAGAGGACUCUAGUUUAGUUCCCAGUGCCCACAUCAGGUGACUUAUUAGUGUCUGUAACUCCAAUUCCAGAGGAUGUUAUGCCUACUAAUGCAUGCACAUGGCAUAUGUUUAUGCACAUACAUACAAAACCAAGUAAAAAUAAUAAAUAAGUCUCAUAUAGCUCUGCAAAGAACUCAAUAAUGGUCUGUGAACAUAGAUAAUUUGCUGUUUGAUUCAAAAGCAUAAGAAUCUGAGUUCUAUCCCUCAAAACCCAUGUAAAACCAUCUAUGGUGGUGCACAAUUGUGAUCCCAGCAUUGGAAAGGCCGAUGCAGGAGGACAACUGAGGCUCGCUAGCCAGCCAGUCUAUCCUAAUAGGUGAGCUCCAGGUCAGUGAAAGUCCAUGUCUCAAAGGACGUGGAUGGCAUUCCUGAGGAAGACACCAGAGGUGUCUGGCCUCCAUAUGCACAGACACACACACCAGUGUACAUACAGAUGCCUAAGGAAAAAGGGGGUCAAAAGCUUGGUAGUAUUGAUAGUAAAAUUAUAACACAAAUAAAAAAGUGGCAAAGUGUAGUUUUAAACAUAACUGGUCAGACUCCUGAACUUUCAGUACCAUUCAUUGUUCCUUAUGAAUCUGCUUCUGUGGUAUCUUAGUACUAAAAAAGCACAUUAUAUUGUGAGUCUAAUAUUCAUAUCUGUCAAAAUAAUUAGUAAACAAUUAAAAUUCUGGUUCCCACAUUUGGCACAUUGGAGAUGUCUCGAGUGAGACAAACGACCUAUUUUAUUAUGUUUGGGCCCCCUGAAUUAUAUCAAUAUGUAAAAAAAAUCACUAAUCCUAUUCUUAGCCUACUUAUACAUUUCAUAUGUGCUAGGAUAGAGCCAUAAUAUUUUCCAUCCGAAACAAUCUUUCACAUUCAUUCACAUUCACAUGUAUUAAACUGUUGGCAUGAGUAGCAUAUAUGUAGUGGCUGUCUGAUAUAAAGCAGCUGUCAUGGGAUCAUAGAAAUUAAAUUUAUACAGGCCUUAGCUCUAUUUCUGGAUCUAUCAGCAUGACUGCCGAGGUUCCUACCACAAAUACUUAUCGUUACAAUGGUCAGAUGCUCGAGGUGCCUGAAGAAGACACAAAUAUUCAUCAUAAAUACUGUAUUCCCAAUCAUUUUAAUUCUGCUUUAUUUUGUUGUUGUUGAGGUACCAUGGAAACCCCUGCACUGACUGUGAUGACCUCAUAAAAUUUCAAGAACCUGUCAAACUCAUAAGCCAGAAGCUAUUGUAAUCACCUUAAAACUAAAGAUGCAAAAUAGCACUAGAGCUGUAAUAAUUUGUCAUGCUAACAUGUACAUAUGCACAGUACUAGUAAAGUUGAUAUUUCUGAGUACUCUUUAAAUGGAAUGUAGCACUAGAGAGAAAAGAGUGUUAACAAUGGUACAGCAUGGCUGCUCAUUUUCUUCUACCCCAGGACUAUGCUCUGCUCAUUUUUUCCUAUGAUUACGAUGCUAUAAAAGGAAUACAAAAGUCAAGUUAACUCUUGCCAAAAAUCCUAUUUAAUGAAGAAUGCUUGAGGAAAAUUCUCUCUAAAAGUCUAUUCACAGAAAAUAUAGCACAUAUGUCUUUGCAAAAGCAAAAUUAAUAUUUCACAGAUUUUCUGUGAAUAACAAUGAGAUUUGUGUAUAUAGUAGUACUGAGUUCAUUCUUUUGGGAUUUUUCUCUACUUUUGUCACUAUCAAAGUAUAAUAUAUAUGCUUUUUACAAUGCUGUAUUUCUUUACAUCAAGAUCACUUAGACUGAAACUCACAAUUCAGCAAAGCAUUAAAAUAGCUAAUAUUAAGUAAUUUUAUAAACAUCUGGGUUAUCCUAAGGAUAAAAUUUGGAUAUUUUGUACAGCAAAGCAAAUUGUCAUUUGAGAAAUACAAGAUUUAUUUUAUUAUAUAUAGCCAAUUAUAUCUAGAAUCACCUAGUUUGCAUAAGUUUCAAUUUAUCAGACUAACCAAAGAACAUUUCAUUACAGUAAACAAAGAAAAUUCUCAUUUCCAGAACUGAAGAAAUAGGAUAACCUUCCAUUUCCUUUCUUCAGAAAUACUCUAUGGUAUAUAAUUCCAUAAGUGAAAUUGGAGCAAAACCAUUAUUCUUUUCUGACUUCUGCCCACUACAGAUCAAAGUCCUUAAACUCAUUGCAAGUUAAUUAUGAAAGUAAUAUUUUCUCAAAUUACAUAAACCUUCCAUGUAAGAAGAAAAUAAAACAGUAAAACAUCUUCUUAAGGUGGGGGUCUUACUGUGCUUCUCUGGCUGACCUCGAACCCUCUCUGUAGAUCAGGUUAGCCUCAAUCUCACAGAAAUGUACCUGCCUCCUCAGCACUGGGAUUAAAGGCUUGAGCUACCAGACCCCGGUAAAACAUUUUUGUUCUCCAACCAAAGACUGAAGCCACACUUAAGCAUAAAUUCAUUACAUCGAAUGAACUUUCUUAUUGAAUACCUUUUAUACUUUGUCACAAAACUUCUGUUUCAUUUCAAAUAAUCCUCCUAACCGUGCAAGAGAGGAUCAGUGACUUCAUGCCAUCAAAAAAAAAAGUUUAUCAAGUAAAGUCAAGUACAAAAUAAAUUUUAGAAAUUGAAAUCUGAAAGGUUAGCCUUGUAAACAAGUAACUACAUGGUAGCAGAAAGAAACCUGCGAUGUUUCUCUUGGUCUGAGCUCGUUUUUUUAGUUUGUAUUUUAACAUUUUUUUAUGUAUGUGUGCUCUGCUGCAUGUACAUAUACAUGCUAGAAGAAGGCAUCAGAUCCCUUUAUUGGUGCUCAUGAAUCAUGUGGGUCGUGGGACUUGAACUCGGGAUCUCUGGAAGAGCAGGCAGUGCUCUUAAUCAAUGAACCAUCUCUCCAGCCCCGGUCUGAUGCUUUUUAUAACUCAUUUCAUUUGAAAUUAGGUAGCUUUUUAAUUUCAUAUUUACCCACCAAUCAAUAUAAGGUGCAUUUUCUAUAUUAAUAAGGAAGAAGAAAAUGGGAAGAGUAUAAAAAGGGGAAAGAAAGGGAGAUAUGCAUGCCUCAGGUUCCUUCAGCUUUGCCUCAGUUCUAAAUCCCAGUUCUUUGACAAAUACCUUAGUUUAUGGGCUCAAGAGUUCUCUGGGAGCUAGUUCUUUGAAAGAAGUCUUUUCUACUAGGCAGUUCUAGUCACUUGGGUCACAUCAAGCAAAUUGGCUCUCCCUCUCCCAGCAGCUCUCACAUGCCAAUAGCUUCAGCCAAAAUAGCUUCUCUUCCAGGAUACAUUUGUUUCUUACAAAUGUCCAGCCUAAAGAAGAAGUCUGCCAUUCAACACUACAACAUUUUUUAAUUGUUUAUUUUAUUUACAUUUCAAACGUCCCCCUUUCUGGAUUCCCCUCUGCAAACACCUUAUCCCAUUCCCUUUCCCCCUGCUUCUAUGAGGGUGCUCCCCCACCCACCCACCCACUCCUGCCUCAUUGCCCUAGCAUUCCCCUACACUGGGGCAUCAAGCCUUCACAGGUCCAAGGACCUCCUCUCCUACUGAUGCCAGAUAAGGCCAUGCUCUGCUACAUAUGUAUCUGGAGCCCUGGACCCAUCCAUGUGUAUUCUUUGGUUGGUGUUUUAGUCCCUGAGGGCUCUGAAGGGUAUGGUUGGUUUGAUAUUGUUCUUCCUAUGGGGUUGCAAUCACACUGCAACCUUUUUAAGAACUAGCUCUCGGGGGAAGUCUUGGGCACAAUUAGAUUUGAAUCCUGGCUCUAAACCAUGAUAGAUAUGUGACUUUGAGAAGAUCACUAAUCUCUCUGAGCUUCACUUUUGAAUAGAUAUAUUCCCAUUCAUGAUGAAUGUAGGGGGCAUGCGGCUUGAAGGAAAACUGUAUCGCAUAGAAUGGUCCCUAAGAAACAAUAAAUUUGUUCUCAGUAAAACUCCCAACUUCCACAAUCAUCCUGAUAAUAAAUUUAAAACUUAAAAACAUUGCUUUUAAUUUGGGGGAAAAUGGUUCAUGUUGACAUAUGCCACAGCAUGAGAAUGGUAGUCAGAGAACAACCAAUAGAAAUAAGUUCUGUCAUUCCACCAUAUGGAUUCUCUGGGAAUCUUUAGACCUGGAAGCAAGCACCAUUGCCAAGUGUACCAUCUCCCCAACCCAAAAGAGAUUUUAAAAGGCUGAAGUGAUUAGUUGAAUAUAGCAAGGCAAAAUGUAAAUGGAAUAUAAAUUUAUAUUGGAUCUGUUUUAGAGUCCAGAAGUAUUUUUGCCCAUAUAAAUGUGUUUUUGAGGAAUACAGUCUAGUCAACUCCAGGUGGAAUAAAACCAUGUAUUUGUCAGACAUCAGCAGAAGUGUGAGUCAGCAAUAUGGUGUGACAUUUUCUUGGGCUACAUUAACAGAAGACGAGAUGUAUUCAAAAUAAGGGAUUACGUAUACAUAACACUACAUGCUUGAACCAUAUAUUUAAAAUGAUCACAAUGUUAAAUUUUAUUUUUUUCAGAAUUAGCAAAAAGAAUAUGGAGCAGAAUGCAGUGGUCUCUCAUGUAAUAACAGCACUUAGGGGGCCAAGGGUAUAAGGCCAAGACCAGCCUGAGUUACAUAAUGAGAUGCCUUCUCAAAACAGAAAAACAGCAACAAAAGAAUGGUCUCUUUUACUGGUCAUUAUGACAUCGUUAAGGAGAUUUGUGGUUAAGCUACAUACCACGUGAAAGAACUAUAAUUAAUUCACAAAGAAAUAAAGAGAAAGGAAAAGAAAAACAUUAUAAUUGUAAAUAUUGAAGGAAUUUUAUACAGGACAAAGGGGGAUUUAUACUUACUGUGUGUUAGGAAAUCAAAGUUGAUCUAGUGGAAGCUCUAAGAAGUAUUCAAAGUAUUGUUCUUGUACCAGCACCAUCGGCGGUAUUACAGAAUCGGUGAGCAAUUCCUAGCUUGAGCCCUACCCCAGAACUACUGAAUCAAAAAUUUUAGGUAUGGAUUUUGGUGCUACUUCUUAAUAUCUCUCUACUUUCUAAGUGCUAAGAUUAUAGGUUUUUACCUCAAUUCCCAGUUUAUGCAGUGCUUAGGAUUGAACCCAGGACAUUAUGCACUGCCAGAUGAGUCCCAUUCCCAACCUUGAAACCCUGAAUAAGAAUAGUGCUGCAUUAAACUGUGUUCCUGAAAAUUUGACAUUCAAUUACAUUUGAAUUGAUUAAGACAACUUGCUAUUUAUAUAAAGUAAACACUAAGUAUCUUUUUGUUUGACCUUUUAUUGAUAUCGGUAAUUUUUAUUUAGAGUACAAAUAAUGCAACUCUUCAUGACAUCUUAAUACAAACAUAAUUGUUGGGAUUUAUUCAUACUUCCCUACUCUUCUCCUCUCUUUGCCCUUAGGUUUUCUUUUCUCUUUCUACCUUUCUUUCUGCUAAAUAUAUAUUUAAUAUUUGUAGUUCUUUGCCCCAUUAAUCUCUUUUAUUCUCUUCCUAUUAUCUAUCCCCUUUAGACCCCUUCUUUCCUCCUCAUGGUCUACCUUUAGCUUUCAUGUCAUAUAUGUAUAUACAUAAUUAAAUAUACCGCAUUAUAGAAUAAAAGUAUUUCAGGUAAAUAAUAACGGAAAACUUAGAUUGGAACAAAUAAUGACAGGAUUCAUUAGGGCAGUUGGAUUUAAUUCUAUAUUAAAUAGAGGAAAAUUAAUGAUUUUACGUGGGUCUUUAAUAAAAAUUAGAUAUAUAACUGGGUGGUGGUGGUACAUAACUUUGAACCCAGCACUUCAAGAUUGGAUUAUCACUCAUCUUUUAUAAUUUCUCAUUUUUAUGUAUUUCAGUUUGUAUACACUAAAUUCAGGACUUCAACACUUGCAUGGCACACUAAUAAAGAGAAUUUGCCAGUGGUAUAACUGUACAUGGUAAGGUUGAAUCUCCACCUCUUAUCAGGAGCAGGCUCACUUAAGCUUAACUGUAUUAGAUAUAAAUGGCUACCAUGUUGAUAACAAAUGCUAAACUCAGCCUUUAAUGCCCUUUGCUUUUGAGAGAUGAACCUUUCGUUUAUAUAUCUAUAGCCACUUUUGGUUCAAGCCUCAAGCCUACAACUGACAUCUACAACUAAUUGAGAUAUCCAUGUUAAGUUACACAUUUCUCUCUAGUAUAAAUUUAAAUGCCCUAUUGUCACUUGUCAUUAUUCGGUUUCAAUAUUAUUAUUAUUUUUAUUUAUAGCUUAGUGAGAUUCCAUUGUUUACAUGUAAUUUAAGCUUGUUAUCUAUAGAUAAGUUUAAUCCCAGUUCCCUCUGCAAGAUUUCCUGUACCUUCUUAUAUCUUUUAUCACCUGAAACAUUUUGGUCUGAGGAUUAUAGCUUGUCCAUAUACACCUUAUCUUGUUAAAUUGUACUUUCCUUAGAGUUAGGAACUAGUCAUUUCCAACAUGUUGAACAACUGUAUAUGAAAGCAUCAAGGUAAAACAAAGGUUUAUGUACCAGCUUCACCAAAGAAAACAUGGAAGUUUAUUUCAGUUUCACUUGCUGCUAGUUUCCUGACUCAGAAUGUACAAAGGACUAAUGACUAUAUACAUUUGUGUUAUGGUCUAAGGGUUUAAGACAAAAAGAUCCUGAAUUAUAUUAAUCUUUUUCUUCUUCCUUUUAAAAUAUGUAACAUGAAGCUAAGCAUAAUUAGUAUUAGUAAAGCUAAAUCAUGUUGAACUCUACAAAGGGAAUGAACUAAAUAUUGGUAUAGGGAAAUCAAACAAAGACAUAGAUGGGAAAAAUAUCAUGUCAGAAUUGUUAGGAAUCAGUGGAAAGAAUAGCUGAGAUUUUAAACCUGGGUAUAUUAUACCAUUUGAUAAACAAAAAUAGAACAAAUCUCAUUUGAGGAAGUAAGUUGAAGACAGCAAGUCUUAGCAGUAGUAUUUUAAAGGAAAAUAUAUAAUGGAGUAAACAUCGAUUGAUUUAUUAAGGAAGAGUGACAACUCUCAAGAGUGGGAGAAGCUCCCAUAUGGGGAAUGACUGUUUCUUCUUCAAGAAAUUUUCCUUCAGUAACGUUACUUUGCCACUGAAGGAAUGCCUGCCCAAAAAUUUGUGACAGGCUGCAUGACGUGAUCCUCAAAAAGGCUCACUGCUAAUGUCCCUGCACAGGCUUUUCUGCAUAGGUCAGCUAAUGGGCAUACCCAAGUUCUCAGGGUUGUCCUGAACUCUGAAUCCAGUGGACUUACUGGUCAGUUAUUUGGGGAUGGACCUAGAGCCUGGAUUUUGGACUUGCACUGACCAGCCUAAAGUCUGGGAAUUUCAGUUUCUGGGAACUGAAUAAGUAAAUAAGGGCUUAGUCUAGGUCUUGGAGCUCCAGUGGCCAGCCUGGGUACUGUUUAUACAAAAGUGAUGCUGGUAGGUCUGUGGGGAGAUGCCCAGCACAAAGAACUAGCGCCACACACCCAAACAUUAAUCUUCUAAAGCAUGACUGCAUAUUAUAGCAUGGAGGGUGACCAUGCAGAUAUUACCCUAUGGGUAUAAGUCCCUAUUUGGGACUGUGGCAAACUAAACUUUCUGUCCACACAUAUAUGUCUGUAGUUUGUAUCCAAAAGGGCUGGCUUAGAGGUUGGAGGCCGAUGUAGGGUAGCUUGAUGGACCAGGACUUAGAGGAAUCACCAUGGUUGUUAGGCUAGCCUAAAACUCAAGAUUGUUGGUGUCAGUCUGGUGCUAAGGGGAACUAAAAUUAUUGCACAUCCCAAAAGCCUGAGCUACCAGGAUCCAGACAGUUUCCAGAGCUGGCUUAGAGACCCAAUCUGGAGACAGCCACCUGAAGUCUGGAGCAUUGUGGAGCCUGCAGGGUGAUAGCUUUUAACAAAGUGUGCCCACUAUUAGGGUUGAAAGUAAAACACGAUUUUUAUUACCUGCUUCUUCACUUACACAUUAAAUACCUUUCUUUAUUCUGUACCAUCUAGGAUUUGAGAAGGAAUGAUACAGGUUAAACAAAAGUUUCCAUAUUAUACUAUUCAAUAUUCUUUAUUUCUGAAAUUCACCCAGGUACUGUAAUCUACAGGCCGAUUUCCUCAAUUCCUACAAAGGUAUUUUAUGAGUGGAUAAUUAUUUGAAUUGAGGCCCUACCAUUGUGCUGAUAUCUAUCCUCACCAUAUAUAGAAAGUUCUACAUGCUUUUUAUAAAACAAAAGCUAUAGGGAGUAAAAUGUUAAUUAUUCAUCUCUUGUCUGCCCUCACUUUCAAGACAUAAAUAUGUUUAAAUUUGAUCAUUAUUUUAUACUAUUAUUAUAUUUAUAUAAUUAUAAUUUUAUAAUAUAAAUAUAUAAAUUUAUAUCAUUCUGUAACUUUCUGUAUCUAUAUCAUUCUGUAACUAUUAUAUGAUAUAAAUUUAUAUAAUUCUGUAACUUUCUAUGUGUAUAUGUACGUAUAUCAUGUUAACAUUGUUAGAAAUUGGGAAUAUUGUAUUUUAAUAAAACUUUUAUAUAUUUAGUUUAUCACCCAUAAAAGUAUUUGUUAUACAAACUUACUCAUUUAGCCAAAUAAGAAGCAAAAGUUUGUUGAUUUUGAUUAAUAACCUAUAGAUAAACCAAAAAACAUUGGCAGCAGAAUACAGUAGAGCUAUUAAGGACAUUAGAUAGAAGUUUGGAACUAAAGUGUAGAUAUAAAACUAUUGGUAUGCACUAUUUAUUACAGACAAUACACUACAGCAUAAAUUUCUUGAAUGUAGUAGAUGAACAUUACUUUAUAUAUUUGGAGGUAAACGUAUGUGAGAUCUGUGUGUACAAAUAAGUGACCUAGUAUUUUUGGAACUGUAGGAGAGAUUUGACCAUCAUAGACAAUGACUUUUAGAUAAUACUGGGGCUGUAUCUCAAAGGAUAUGACAGUCUUACAUAGGUACCUCAGGAUUUUCUUAUAUUUCUUAGGAUUGCCUUCUGUUAAACAAAACAUCAAGGGUUUUUACAUUCAGCCUUUCAUUACUAUUCCUUAAAUCAUUUUUGAAGUUCAUCAAAUUACUUGUAUCAACUUAACUAUUCCUUUAGAAUGUUAUUGCCUAGACUUAACCAUUCUAAAUUGGUCAUUAUUGUCAUAUUAUACUGUGUGUGUGUGUGUGUGUGUGUGUGUGUGUGUGUGUGUGUGUGUUAUGUGCACAUUGAAUGGUGUAUUUGAGGAAAAGGCUGUUACCACAUACCCCCAAACAUAAAAAUUUGAUUAAUUCAAAUUUCAUUGAUACAAUAGAUGAUAUGAUAGCUUUUUUCUUCACUUUAUUGAUAGAUCCCACUGGUGAUGGACAAGAGCGAUCUGCAUAUUUUACAGAUAAUUUUUGUAAAGCAUGUGGAGUGGUUCUACAGCAUGAAUCAGAAAGGAUUUCACAUUUUGAGAGUGAAAUACAUGCUCAAAAUGUUAAGUUCUCUUUUCAAAUGCACGGAGAACAGCAUGAAGUGCCUGGUAGGAAAGUGAGCGUGCAUGUUGGGAAUUCUCAGGUGUACUCAAGUGGAGAAGUCAACAGAAACAAAUUUCCUGGUCUCUGCAACAUGAGCUUUGACUCCACAGCUGCUGCUCCAUCUCACUAUGUGGGAAAGAGCCAUUCUCAAACUCAGAAGCAACUACUGGAAGAACGUGGUCGAGGGUCUCCAUCUGCAUGCCCAUCAAAGAUGGAUAAACACAGUACUACUCCAGCACCACCAACCUUCCUGAAGUCUGUUAUUGUGAAGCCUCCUCCAGCAUACAGAAUGAGAACCUACGUAUGCCAUAUCUGCAGUAUCACCUUUACGUCUUUACAUAUGUUCCGGUCCCACAUGCAAGGAACUGAACAUCAAAUUAAAGAAUCUCAUGUUAUCAACCAAGUGAAGAAUUCAAAGAAGAUGCAGGAGUCUUACCAAGGCGAAUGUGGAGACUACAGCAAAAUGAAGGAGUCUAGGGAACUAGAGCCCACGGCCCACUUCAGGAAAAUGGAGGAUGAUUACAUGGAAGCCCAUGGAUACAGAGAAAUGGUUGAUUCCAGACCCAGACAUAAAAGGUUUGAACAAAAUCCUGCACUUGAAAAUUUCUGGGCACAGCCAGGACCAUACAGUGAUUCUAGAGCAGUAGAAGAGCAGGUGCCUCACUGUUUACCAGCAGAGUCAAAGACAUAUGACUCUUUCCAAGAUGAACUUGAAGAUUACAUCAAAGGGCAGAAGGCCAGAGGACUCGAUCCCAAUAUUAGUUUUAGACGCAUGUCAGAAAGCUAUAGGCACAGGGAUUACAGGUACAGAGAAAGGGUUGAUUGUGGACCCAGGCAGAGGCCAUGUGAGGAAAGAUUUUCAUUUGAGGCUCCACAGACCUACGAGCAAGAAUACAAUGGUUCCCCAGUGGAAGGCCAGUUCCCUCACUGGUUACCGCCUCAUUCAAAGAGGAGAAAUGAUGAUUUCCAAAACGAAUUUGAUGAUUAUAACAAGGUGCAAGAAUCUAGAGAAUUCAAGCCAAAGACUUCUUUUAGAAGAAUGGAUAGUUCUUUUGAAACCCAUGAUUACAGAGAAAUGGUCGACAGAAGAUCCAGACAUACAAUGUUUGAGGAAAGAGUCCCAUGUGACACUUUCCAGACUUAUCCAGAUCCAUAUAACAGCGCACAAGCAGUAGAAAGCACGUUACCUCAUUGCUUUCCAGCUUAUGAGAACCAACCGAGCCUAGACUCUGAUAGCUACUAUCAGCUUACCAGAGAUGAUUUCUCAGAAAUGCCUGUUUCUCUGAGCCUUACUCAAGAAGAAAAUAACCCUGGCUCAUACAAUGUAGACUAUGACAUUUACAAGCAUCUGCCCUCAAGUGACAAUGCCAGUGCCCAUGAAACAAGUCAUAAAAGGCGACAUCAGAAGAGAAGACGACACCUGGAGGAAGGGAAAGAAAGGCCAGAGAAGGAGCAGUCCAAGCAUAAAAGAAAAAGAAGCUAUCAGGAUAAAGAUUUAGACAAAGACAAGAGCGCUGAGCAAAGUAAAGGAGAGGAAGAUAAAGCUAGAGUCAGUGCUGAAAAAAUCAAGCAUCGAAAAAAGAAAAGAAAACAUGAAGCAUCCUCAGAGAAAGAAGAACGUAAGCACAAAAAAGAGAAAAAGAAGUCUGUUGAAGAAAGAACAGAAGAGGAAAUCCUUUGGGAUGAGUCGAUUCUUGGGUUCUGAACCUAAAGUAUACCAAGAAGGACUAAAACAAAGUGAUACUCAUUAGAUAAUGACAUGAGUAAGCAGUGAAGUCAAGGAAAGGGAGGUGCAGAAUCAGCACAGAAAACCUUUGCAUUUGCUUGUUUGCAAAAAUUGAAAUGGAACAUGAGAAACAAUAUACAAGACAUCUAAAUCCAGCAUUUGAGGUAAACCUACUUAAAGAAUUUGAACUUUUAGUUUUCCUUACAGAAGAGUAAAUAAGGAAACUAGUUGGGGGGAUCUGAUGAAAUGAGUGGAGAAAUUUUAGAUAAAACUGAGUGCUUCAGAUGAAGAGAAGGGUUAAAGUUGGUGUCCAUUCAAGAAAACAGUCUCUCUGUGUGUAUGUAUAUAUGUGUGCUUGUAUAUAUGUGUGUGUAUAUAUGUGUGUGACCGUGUGUUUGUGUCCUCUGCUCUGCUCUGCUCUGCUCUGCUCUGCUCUGCUCUCCCACCUACUUCCCCACCCCUCUUUUUCUGGCACUCCCUCCUUUCAAAAUGUAAUUGAAAGAAGAACCACAAACUCUAAACCUAGCCUUCACAAAGCAAGGACGCAAUGCUAAGCGGGUGAGCAGAGAAGAAACCUGCUGAAGAGAAAGCAGAAGCUUCACUGUUUUCUACUUUACAGUUUUGUUACCUUAAGGUUGAAGAAAGGUUGAAAACUUUGGUUUUCUGAAAUUUUUGUUCUUUGUGUAUUUGUACAUGUGUACAGUUAAUCUCUAACAAAAGCCAGAUGAAGUAAAAUUAUUCAUUCUGCUUUUUAAAAGUCACUUUCUUUGACUUUCUAAGAAAGAAAGCUUACUCUAUUGCUUAUGUAUUACAUGGUUUUCUUAAAGUAGAGGUGUUUCUACUUUGUCCAUCAAGUUGUAAUAAUAAUAAGCUGUUUGCUCAUGGAAAUAAUAUACUUAAACUGGUGAGUUACAAAGCCGUCUACAGCCAUACCACCCUGAAUUUCCCCAGUCUUUGAUUUUGGAAGAACGGUCAGGCCUGUGAGAGACCAGCCUUCCAGAAUCCAUUCCUUUUUAGAAUUUGUGUUAGUAUUGGUGGUAUUUUACUACUGUCGUGUGUUAACGUUUCUGUUUUCUCCAAUGAAAAUGUAUGAAGCCGCUUAGACUUUUUUGUUAAAUCUAAUUUGCAGUGUAUUUUUGUAUUUUCUAGUUCUGAAAGUGGAAAAUUGGUGUAUAAUAAAUUAGAUGAUAUAUACUUUUAAAAUGUUCUUGAAAAGGGCUGAUAGAAAUCGGUCUAUAUUCUGAAAAAUGUUUAUAUUAAAGUGUUUUAAUUUCUAAA